AUGGGAUCCAUCGAGAUCAUAGAACAGCAGUACGAUGUCCUUAUCAUCGGUGCCGGUCUUUCGGGUAUCUGCGCACUACACAACUUCCGAAAGCGCUUUCCAUCGUGGCGCGUUGGAGUUCUGGAGGCAGCCGAUAAUGUUGGGGGAACUUGGUAUUGCAACCGCUACCCUGGAGCACGAGUUGACACCGAAUCACUUUCCUACGCAUACUCGUGGGACAAAGACCUCUUGAACGAAUGGACCUGGGGGGAGUCCUUCUCCACCCAGUCAGAGGUGCUCCGUUAUAUUGAACAUGUCUGCGACAAGCACAACCUUUACAAAAAUAUCCAACUUAACACUCGAGUUAAGAAAGCCGUUUGGCAGGAUAAGAACAAUACUUGGCUGUUUCGCGACGAAGUCGGCACCCAUCACCGAACCCGUUUCUUCGUCAGCUGCAUGGGUUUCCUCUCAACCCCGACGCUUCCUGCCAUUCCAGAUAUUGAAAUGUUCCAAGGAAAGGCGUUCCAUACCUCCCGGUGGCCCAAAGACUUUGACAUGAAGCGUGAUCUGGCCAACAAGCGGGUGGGUGUCAUCGGCACCGGCGCAACGGGAAUUCAAACAAUCACAGCGAUCUCAAAAGAACCGAGCAUCAGAUCAUUGAAUGUUUUCCAACGCACGGCAAACUGGUCUGCGCCCCUACGGAACGAGGUGAUUAGGCCCGAGCAGAUGGAGCAGCACCGCAAAAACUACGGUGCCGUUUUCCAACUCUGCGCCAAAACACCCAGCUGCUUCAUGCACCAAGCCGACCCACGGAAGUCCCUGGAAGUAUCUGCAGAAGAGCGGUUGGAGCUUUGGGAAGAUAUAUAUGCAAAGCCCGGUUUUGCCAAAUGGCUAGGCACAUUCAGCGACACAUACAACAACCGUGAAGCAAACAAACUGUACUCCGAUUUUAUGGCCAGCAAAAUUCGAGCCAGAAUACAUGAUCCCGAGGUUGCUGACAGCAUGAUUCCCAAAGAUCAUGGCUUUGGCACACGACGUGUCCCUCUCGAGAGUGGAUACUUUGAGGCAUUUAACCAGCCUAAUGUCCACCUUGUUGAUCUCAAGAAAACGCCAAUUGAGAGAGUCACGAAGAAUGGUAUUGUCACAUCUGAUGGCAAAGAGCAUAAAUUGGAUGUUUUGAUCUAUGCAACGGGCUUUGACGCCAUUACCGGUGCAUUCAGCUCCAUUGAUUGGACAGGGAGAAACGGUCGCCCUCUUCUCGGCUCCAGCAACACCAAGCAAGGCGAGCAAGCAAUUUGGGUUGAUCACCGGCCCCGUACAUACUUGGGUAUGACGGCUUGCGAUAUGCCUAACAUGUUCAUGGUCCUGGGUCCUCACCAACCAUUCGGCAAUGCUCCCCGGACUAUCGAGCACGCCGUGGAGGUUAUUUCGGAUCUCUUACAACACUGCAAAGACAACAGCUACUCCUAUAUAGAGCCGACGGGAGAAGCUGUGAAUGCAUGGACGGAACACGUUGUUGAAUGCAGCAAAGGUGCUUUGUCAAACGAAAUCGACAGCUGGAUGACCGGGGUUAAUACGAAUGUGAAGGGGAAGACUGUUCGAAGUGUUGCGAGGUACAGUGGGAGUGCGGUGGAGUAUCGCCGAAGAUGCGCUGAGUCUAAGGCAGCUGGUUGGAAAGGUUUGGCAUUUGCUCAACUGUCAAGUUCUAAGCUUUGA
This is a messenger RNA of Penicillium psychrosexuale, 1695 nucleotides long. RefSeq names its product flavin-containing monooxygenase. The record is from RefSeq and is a predicted model, not a curated record. Gene Ontology annotation, molecular function: NADP binding; flavin adenine dinucleotide binding; N,N-dimethylaniline monooxygenase activity. The coding region runs from base 1 to 1695 and encodes 564 amino acids. Lineage: Eukaryota; Fungi; Ascomycota; Eurotiomycetes; Eurotiales; Aspergillaceae. The transcript has a single exon.